AUGGAAGUUUUGGCUGGGUAUAGGCCAAUUGCCGAAAGGCAAAAGAGAGGGGUUACUUUAUUGCUCACAAGCCUUCUACUCAGAAGUCUUGAAGGAACAGGUGGUGCCUGGCUUAUGGUAACUGGGAGUGUCCGUCAGGGAAGACCGUCUCCAAACACAUUCCUACCCACUUCUAGUUUGGUGAAGUGGGGGCCAAUCUCCAAGGAGCAAGAAGACGAAGUUGAAAGGGUGAGGUCAGUGCUGUCAGAGAUCGAGUGUGAGUGUAAAAACCUAGUCACUCAGAAGAAUCUGUUUGAGUCCGGCCUUUUGCAAGGAAUGGCAGAUAUUAUAAAGGGAAGCACAAAGGUGGCUAUGGAUCUGGAUGAUGCCGAGAUGCAGAGGCGGCUUAGAGAGUCUCGGGCGAAGAAGGCUGAGAAGGGGGGUGCCAGGCAGGCGACUGGCAAGCGUCUUAGAGAUGACGAUGAAGGGUUGGUUGCCAAUGUGCUGGGAAAGAAGAGAGCGCUGGAGGAAGCUCACCAGAGUGUGCUGUCGAAGCUCCCCUUGGGUAUGAAGGAUGUUUAUGCCGAGGAGGUGGAGAAGGUGGACUUUUCCACGCUACGUCAGCAAAAGAAGGAGGUGAACCUUGCCAUGCAUCGACAGGAGGUUCCCUUGGUGAACGUCUUCCUGGAAGGCGUGAAGAGUGACCCUGAGGUUCUGGCGAGGACACAGGUCUCUUCCUAUGCAGAUCGCGCCCAGAAGACGUUCCUUACCCAUGUCUAUAAAGCUGCGCUGGCUAGAGAGGUGGAGGAGCUGAAGCGGUCAAAGGCCGAGGAGAUAGCUGCUAUCCAAGCCAAAGUAGAGCAGAAGAAGGCUGAAGACGUAGCCGCUGCACGAGCUGAAGCGGUCGAGUUGUUCCGGAGUUCAGAGGAGCUGCGGAGUUGCAUCAUGGGCCGGUUGGUGUAUGAGCAGUUGUGUUGGGAGGAGAGACUGGCGAGGUUCAACCCUUCGGUCGAGAUUAACUUUGAUACAAGUUGUGAGCCUCUUUCACCUAGUCCUACCGCCAAGGCCACUCCAGAGCCAGAGCCGACUACCACGGAUGCCCCUUCUACCGAGUUCUAA
Messenger RNA from Prunus armeniaca (apricot), 1098 nucleotides. The record is from the annotation of a GenBank genome assembly. NCBI's taxonomy places the organism in Eukaryota, Viridiplantae, Streptophyta, Magnoliopsida, Rosales, Rosaceae.